Linum tenue is the source of this 2172-nucleotide messenger RNA. Lineage: Eukaryota; Viridiplantae; Streptophyta; Magnoliopsida; Malpighiales; Linaceae. The record is from the annotation of a GenBank genome assembly.
GAAAAAACAGUAAAUAACAAGAACAUUCAUUCUUAGCAAAAAAAAAAAAGAAGCCAGAGCCGUCGAGGGGCCAAUUUCCCGUCGGGGAAUAAAAAGCAACAAGAAAAAAAAGCCGCCCCUACCGAGCUCUGCAAAUAAAAUCCUAAAUUACUUCACAAAUUAUUAAAAAAAUCAAAUUUAAUACAAUUAUUGCCACAUUUCCUCCCGCUCCACCAAGAUGGGCGAUGACGGUGACCAGAAGAAGAAGAUCGCCAUCAUGGGCGUCUCCUCCAUCCUCCUAGUCGCCAUGGUCGUCGCCGUAGCCGUCGGCGUGAACAACAACCCUAAAGACAGCGACAGCGGAGGUGACAAGGGCACGUCGACAAGCAACCAAAUCUCCACCACCUCGAAAGAAGUGAAAGCCCUGUGUGCCCCGUCCGUCUACAAGGAAACAUGCGAGACCAGCCUCUCGAAAUCCGUGGAGAACGCCACGGACCCCAAAAAAAUCGUGCAGGUAGGGUUCGAGAUCGCGGUCGAAUCCCUGAAAGACGCAAUGAAGAACUCGACCACGAUUAAAGAGGUCGCGCAGGACCCCAAGGCGAAGCGCGCCGUGGAGAUCUGCGAAGAUCUCAUCGAGACCGCCAUCGAUGACCUGAGACGGUCUCUGGACGAGCUGGACAAUUUUGACCCCAGCAAGGCCUACAUCCACAUCGACAACCUGAAGACGUGGCUCGAGGCCACCAUCACAUAUCAGGAGGUAUGUAGGGACGAGUUCGGGAACACCACGGGGACGUCAGGGGAGAAGAUGAGGGAGAUCCUCAAGCUCUCUGGCGAGCUCACCAGCAAUGGUCUGGCCAUGGUGGAAGGGUUCAGGAAGAUCCUGAAGUCGUUAGACUUGAGCACGAUCAACAACAACCGGAGGCUGCUGGGCACCGCCGGAACAACAGGUGCAAGCAGCAGCGCAAAAGCGCAUGGUCGGAGCCAGCUGAAUCAUCUGGCUCUGCCACAGGAAACAGGAGUGGAUUUGGAUUUCCCGUCGUGGGUUACACCGACACAGAGGAGGCUGUUGGUCGGGACGCCGGAUACCCUUAAGCCGGAUAUCGUUGUAGCUCAAGAUGGGAGCGGUCAAUUCAAGACCGUUGCCCAGGCAGUUCAAAGCAUUCAGAAGAACCAUAAGGUUCCUCUCAUUAUGCAUAUUAAGGCCGGCGUUUAUAACGAGCAGGUCACUGUUCCCCGGUGGGCUAAUGGGCUUAUGAUGAUCGGUGACGGUCCGACCAAGACUAAGAUCACCGGCAGGAGGAAUUUUGCGGAAGGGACACGUACUUCCGAUACUGCCACAGUUGUAAUACUGGCCCCAGGGUUCAUAGCAAAAGACAUGGGGUUCGAGAACUCGGCUGGAGCCAUCGGCCACCAAGCCGUGGCCUACCGCUCCCAAUCCGACAACUCCGUCGUCUUCAACUGCCAGUUCGAUGGCUACCAGGAUACCCUAUACCCACAAUCCAACCGACAGUUCUUCCGUGAUUGUGUCAUCUCUGGUACCAUCGACUUCAUUUUUGGGGUCGCUCGCACCGUCCUUCAGAACUGCACCAUGAUUGUCAGGAAGCCCUUGGACAACCAACAGUGCAUCGUCACCGCGGAAGGGCGGCAGGACCCGAACGGUGACUCGGCCAUUGUGAUCAUGAAUAGUCACAUCUUGGGCGACCCAGCUUACUUGCCCGUCAAGGACAAGCUCAAGGCGUACCUCGGGCGCCCGUGGAAGGAGUACUCGAGGACCGUGAUCAUGCACACUGUGAUUGACGGCAUUAUCGCCCCCGAAGGGUGGUUGCCGUGGCAGGGUGACUUGGGGCUCAAGACACUUUGGUAUGCGGAGUUUGGGAACACGGGUCCCGGAUCGGUUCAGACGGGUCGGGUCAAUUGGCCUGGAAUUAAGCACAUUGGGCCUGCAGAGGCUGCAAAUUUCGCCCCCGGGAAGUUGUACGUGGAAGGCGAUGAUUGGAUUACGGCUACUUCUGUGCCAUACACUUCUGGGAUGAAUAAAUAAGUAUUUUUUGUUGAGGUUGUUUAAUUUGUUUUUUAGUGGGGAAGUGUGGAAGUGUAAAAAAAAAAAAAGACACAGUUUUGUUAUUUUGUUUUUCUUUGAUUUUCUCUGUGGUAAUUUGACCACUGUAGGGAAAUUUCCGAUUGAAUUAUGUA